This is a messenger RNA of Parnassius mnemosyne (clouded apollo), 1074 nucleotides long. The record is from the annotation of a GenBank genome assembly. NCBI's taxonomy places the organism in Eukaryota, Metazoa, Arthropoda, Insecta, Lepidoptera, Papilionidae.
AUGAUAGCUUAUCUAUUUCCAAUGUUAUUUUUGUUUAUUGUCAGUAGGGAAAAAGUACAAGGACAUCCGAAGAAUUUAGCAUGGAGCGGUGGACCUCUACAUGUCGAAUGCGAGCAUGGUGUUGAUCUCUGGAAUAAUGGUGGAAAACAUAUUAAGGAAAAUGUUGUCGCAAUCAAGGCUAUUUUAUUUAAAAAUGAAAUCUACGUCAUGACUCCUCGAUUUAAGCAUGGAGUGCUGGUGACACUGUGGCUGAUAACACACGGUCGUCAAGGAGUGGAGCUUGAAGCUGUUCCAAGUGUAACAUCCCACGCGUUAGGUGACUGCGAGGCGUUGCAGAACGCAGUCGACUGCUAUCUUGACCACUUGGGUAAUCUCUGGGUUCUAGAUAGUGGCAUAAUAGAAACUAUGGAGUCUCCAAGAUGUACCUGUCCGCCUAAAGUUGUGGUCAUCAACCUUGCUCUUAGAAAACUAAUGAAGCGCAUCAAGCUAACCGCAAUAGUAGAAGUCACAUCCCAGCUGCAAAAUAUUGUUGUUGAAUAUGAGAUAGGGGGGAAGAUAUUCGUAUACAUAUCUGAUGCUUCCCGUGGGGCUAUCAUUGUCUACGAUGUAUUUUCCGAAGAUGGGUGGUCUGUGACAGUGUGUGCAUCGGCCUUUGGGAUCCAACUAGCUCUCGUAAAAAAGGGACCAUUACAUGGUACGUCUCUAUUGUUAAGCAGAAUGAAUCACAGAGGUCUUUUGGAACUGGACACUACAUCAUUAAAGAGAAAGAAAAUGCACUCUUCGUUAACAGUGUUAGGUGAAAACGUAAGGCCGAUGUUUCUUCUCGGAUUCGAUGCCCAUCACUUAUAUUUACGACAUGCUGAAUGCGCCGAUGUUUUGUCAUGGGAUACGCGAAAAUCAUACAAUUCGUCCAAUCUUGUAAAUAUUCACUCGGCUGGUCCCCAUAUGACACCCACUUCAGUAUCAUGUGACCCUCUUAAAUAUGUUCUCCUAGUGCUAGAUUCCAAUUACGCGGAGACAGUCCGUGGGAAAAAUGCAACAUACCAUAAAUUAACAUUUAUUGGACAAAUAUAA